This is a messenger RNA of Polyodon spathula (Mississippi paddlefish), 1383 nucleotides long. RefSeq names its product diacylglycerol O-acyltransferase 2-like. The transcript is spliced from 8 exons. Gene Ontology annotation, cellular component: endoplasmic reticulum membrane. Gene Ontology annotation, molecular function: diacylglycerol O-acyltransferase activity. Bases 357 to 1226 code for a protein of 289 amino acids. Gene Ontology annotation, biological process: triglyceride biosynthetic process. The record is from RefSeq and is a predicted model, not a curated record. Lineage: Eukaryota; Metazoa; Chordata; Actinopteri; Acipenseriformes; Polyodontidae.
AGAUCCAGCCCUCUGAAAUGUCUUUAUAAUAUGUAUUUCAGAGCCUGCUACCUAGAACAUGAGAAGUUCUGCAUCAACAAUCUCUUUUGCACUGAUUUUGCAAUAUUGUCUUAUCAGUUAAGACCUUGACACAGAAUCUCACACACACACACACACACACAGCAAGUGGGUCCACAAGCCUGUGAUUGUCAUCCUGGUCCGUUUUUUACAGAGUCCACGUCAAACUGGGCAAAGUGCAGAAAGUGAUAGCAAGUCAAGUCUGAAAAACAGCAUUUUCAAAAACUCCAUUUUCCUCAUGGGACGAUAACACCUGCUGCUGUGCGCUACCUGUGUGAAAUCCACAGCCAAGACCUGAAAUGAGUCCUGUGCCGGUCAGUAUGAAGCCCUGGACCCAGGAGCUGAUAGAGAAGCUGAGUGUGCUGCAGUGGGUGCUGACCUUCCUCGGCAUGGGGAUCUUCUGCAGCAUUCUUGUGAUCUCCCUGCUGUUCACCAGGCUGUGGACUCUGUCUGUGCUCUACUUCACCUGGCUGGUCCUGGACUGGGACUCACCUGAGAACUGGAGCAGGCCAUCGAAAUGGAUCCGGGGCUGGAGUCUAUGGAAACACUUCAGUAAUUAUUAUCCCAUCAAGCUGGUGAAGACAGCGGAGCUGAGCCCGGAGAGGAACUACGUGUUUGGCUGCCACCCGCAUGGCAUCAUGUGCGCCGGAGCCUUCAGCAACUUCUCCACGGAAGGGACCGGGUUCUCGACGAUGUUUCCCGGGAUACGGCCGCACCUGGCCACGCUGGCCGGGAUGUUCAAGAUGCCGAUCUACCGGGAGUACAUGAUGUGCGCAGGUGAGCGACAGCAAACACGCAAACAAACAAACACACACUCAAGAGGAAUGUGGUCCGGUGAGCAGCCCAGUCUGAAGUACCACCUCUCCCAGAACGGCAGCGGCAAUGCGGUGGCGAUCGUGAUAGGGGGCGCCGCUGAGUCUCUGAACUGCAGCCCUGGACACAACUCCCUCGUCAUGAGGAACAGAAAGGGCUUCGUCAAGCUGCGAUUCCCGGUUACUGACGGGGUCGUUGCAGUCGGGAAGCCCAUCACGGUGCUGAAGAUGGUGUCUCCUCCGGACCGGGUAGUGGAUCACUAUCACCGGCUCUACAUGCAAGCCGUGCUCGACCUCUUCGACCGGCACAAGGUGGCGUGCGGCCUGUCUGAGGAAAGCCAGCUCGAAAUCCUCUGAGGCGCAGCGCCCAGCCCGGCCCGCUAGGGGGCACUGCCGGCCACAGAGAAAACGGCAACGGGACAUUUAAUCCUGGAUACGCGACUCGGGUGAACUGUCUGUUUUUAGACCCUGCUGUGUUCAAGUUUUGUGCGGCAGAAUUAAAAAAAAAAAAAAA